Babesia bigemina is the source of this 1524-nucleotide messenger RNA. Its product is annotated as mitochondrial processing peptidase beta subunit, putative. Gene Ontology annotation, biological process: proteolysis. Gene Ontology annotation, molecular function: metalloendopeptidase activity; metal ion binding. Gene Ontology annotation, cellular component: mitochondrion. Lineage: Eukaryota; Apicomplexa; Aconoidasida; Piroplasmida; Babesiidae. The transcript is spliced from 7 exons. Bases 1 to 1524 code for a protein of 507 amino acids. The record is from RefSeq and is a predicted model, not a curated record.
AUGACCAUGAGCACGAUGCGAGGCUUCGCCGCCGCGAUGGUGAGGCAAGCCUAUCCCGGACUCGGAGGCGUAGAGGCCGGGAAACACGCAACCAGAAAGGCGAUUCGCAACUGCGCCCUUUCUGGGAUCCGGGGCGCGCGCACAAUUUCGACCGCCACCGAACUCCUGAAGGACUCCAAAAUUAUCAGCCAAUUCUUGAACCAGGCUCCAUGCGAGGUUACCACGCUCAAAAAUGGGCUCCGCGUUGCUUCCGUAUGGAUGCCAGGGAACUCGUCCACAGUCGGCGUAUGGAUCGACAGCGGCAGCAGAUUCGAAACCCCGGAGACGAACGGCGCAGCCCACUUCCUCGAGCACAUGAUAUUCAAGGGCACCUCGAACAGGACGAGGUUACAGCUGGAGGAGGAGAUCGAGCAGAAGGGGGCGCACCUGAAUGCCUACACUGCCAGGGAGCAGACGGGUUACUACGCGAGAUGCUUCAACAAAGACGUGCCCUGGUGCACUGAGCUACUCAGCGACAUCCUGCAGAACAGCCGGAUCGAGCAAAAUCAAAUGGAGCUAGAAAAGCACGUCAUUCUCAGAGAAAUGGAGGAGGUCGAGAAGUCGACUGAGGAGGUUAUCUUCGACAGGCUCCACAUGACGGCGUUCCGCGACAGCCCGCUGGGAUUCACGAUACUGGGUCCCAUCGAAAACAUAAAGAACAUGAAGAGGGAGUAUCUGGUCGAUUACAUUCAGCGGAACUACACUGCCGAUCGCAUGGUUUUUUGCUACGUCGGAAGUGAGGAGCACGACAAGAUCGUACAGCUCGCCGAAAAGCACUUGUGCACCAUACCAUCCGGCCACGGCGAGAGGCACCUGGAAAAGCCGCAGUUCGUAGGGUCCGAGCUGCUCAACAGGAACGACAGCAUGGGCCCGCACGCGUACCUGGCUGUGGCGUUCGAGGGCGUCUCCUGGACCAACCCAGACUCCAUUUGCUUCAUGCUCAUGCAGAGCAUCAUCGGCAGCUACAAGAAAAGCCAGGAGGGCAUUGUCCCAGGAAAGGUGUCCGGAAACAAGACUGUGCACGCUGUCGCCAACCGAAUGACGGUCGGGUGUGCGGAGGCUUUCAGCGCAUUCAACACCUGCUACAAGGAUACCGGGCUUUUCGGCUUCUACGCACAGUGCGACGAGGUCGCCGUCGACCAUUGCGUCGGAGAACUCAUGUUCGGAAUCACCGCGCUAUCGUACAGCGUCACCGACGAGGAGGUCGAGCGCGCGAAGCGCCAGCUCGUGUUGCAAUUCCUCGCGAUGAACGAUUCGACGUCAACUGUCGCCGAGGAGGUUGCGCGCCAGCUCAUCGUCUAUGGCAGGCGCAUGCCGAUUGCGGAGUUCCUCAUCAGACUGGAGAAAAUCGACGCGGAGGAGGUCAAGCGGGUGGCGUGGAAGUACCUGCACGACCAGGAGGUGGCAGUGACGGCAAUGGGGCCGCUGCACGGCAUGCCUUCGCUCAUCGACAUCAGGCAGAAGACCUACUGGCUCAGAUACUGA